AUGAACGAUGUGGAAGACGUGUCUCGCGAGACUACAAAGCCCCCAUUGUCCGGGCGAGUACAUAUUCUCGGUCUUGGAAAUGUGGGCUGCUUCAUUGCACAUGCCCUGGCCUCCAGACCAUCCCGACCACCGAUAACAUUGCUUUUGCACAAUUGGUCAGUCUACCAGGCUUUCCGCCGCAAGAAGAAGAGCAUUUCCCUCCAGUACAACGGAUUGGAUGAUAUCAAGACUGGGUUCGAUGUUGAAGUUCUUUCCGAUGGCGUAUGGCAUGAAGUAUUGAAGGAGGAAAGCAAGGAACAGAUUGAGUCUGACAUUCCCUUUGAUCAAGUCGAGGAUAUCUCGACGGAUGUAAACUAUGAGCACAUCGAGUGCUUGAUUGUUACUGCCAAGGCCAGUGUUGCAAAAACGGCUAUCAAGUCUGUCAAACACCGCUUGACAAAAGACUCAACUAUUGUCCUUAUGCAAAAUGGCAUGGGAGUUGCUGAGAUGCUCAACCAUGCGAUAUUUCCGAAUCCAGAAGAUCGCCCGACCUAUGUACAGGGCGUCGUCAGUCACGGUCUGACUAGGAUCGACAAAUUUCAUGUUUCCCAUCUUGGUGUUGGUACAAUGGUCUUCGCGCCGAGCACUACGGAGAAAACCCCAGCGCUUCUGGCUGAGGACGAUACUCAUUGGGCCCCCACCACAAAAUAUGUUUUGCGCCUGUUGGCCCUGACUCCAUCUUUGGUUGCUACAACUGACACGCCUGCUGCGCUACUUCAAUACCAACUCGAGAAGCUGGCAGUGAACUGUCUAAUCAACCCCUUGACCGCGCUUUAUGAUUGUACGAACGGCGAGUUGCUCUACAUCUUUAAUGUUACCCGAACCAUGCGCUUGCUUCUCUUCGAAAUCUCGAGCGUAAUCUACGCUCUUCCUGAGCUUCAAGGAGUUCCCGGGAUCGAGGAGCGGUUCUCUCCUGAGCGUUUGCGUCGACUCACAAUGGCUAUUGCCAAUGAUACCUCACAGAAUACCAGCUCAAUGCUUCUUGAUUUGAGAUCGGGGAAUGAGACCGAAAUUGAACAUAUGAAUGGCUGGAUUGUGAAACGAGGAGAGGAGCUGGGCAUCAAGUGUGCGUUGAACUACAUGAUGAGACUGUUGGUAAAAUCCAAGGUUAUUGUACAUCAACGCCGAGGCAAUGCAUCUAUCCCACUUGCUACUGAAGGUGUCCCUUCGGUUGUUGAUUUUGCCGAUCAGAUUACGACCACCAAGGCAAAAUGA
Messenger RNA from Penicillium pulvis, 1254 nucleotides. Its product is annotated as ketopantoate reductase family protein. Gene Ontology annotation, biological process: pantothenate biosynthetic process. The transcript has a single exon. Gene Ontology annotation, cellular component: cytoplasm; mitochondrion. Lineage: Eukaryota; Fungi; Ascomycota; Eurotiomycetes; Eurotiales; Aspergillaceae. Gene Ontology annotation, molecular function: NADP binding; 2-dehydropantoate 2-reductase activity. Bases 1 to 1254 code for a protein of 417 amino acids. The record is from RefSeq and is a predicted model, not a curated record.